AUGAUGAUGUCAUUCUCUACUGAUCCAAUAUCUUUACUUGUGUUGUUUUUGAUAAUAAUAUUGGUAUGGAUAACAGUCAAGCACUACCGGGCACCUUGCAAGAACUUCCCCCCAGGACCAUGGGGUUUACCAAUAAUCGGUAGUUUUAUUUACUUUGGAAAACAUGCUCCGUACAAAGAUAUGAUGCGAUUAUCAAAGCAAUAUGGUGAUGUUUACAGCUUAAAGAUGGGUUCUCGUAUUGUUGUCGUUGUAAGUGGUACAGAUGCAAUAAAAGAAUGUCUGGUGCAGAAAGGAAAUGAUUUUGCCGACAGACCGUAUUUAUGGGUUAUUGAUCAAAUGAACCCUAAAUAUGACGGUAUUGUGCAUGGCCACUUCGAUGAUAAAUGGCAGCGUCGUCGACAAUUUGCCCACACAACGCUUAGAGGCUUUGGAUUUGGUAAAACAGAGAUGGAGAGUAAAGUAGCUGAAGAGAUCUUGUUUUUGCUGGAUGAAUUUAGAAAUAUUCAAGGAAAACCUGUCAAUACAGACUCUGUAAUCAACAGAAGUGUAUCCAACGUAAUUUGUUCAGUAGCCUUUGGUAAGCGGUUUGACUACUCUGACCCUAUACUUGGUUUCAUGAUUGAUAUUAUGGGUAAAUGGUUCGAGUCAUCUCGCAAGAUGUUGGAACUCGAUGUUUUGCCAUUUUUGAGACCAUUCAACAAGCAACUCAUUGAUAACUUCUCUACAUUUGCUAAUGAGGUGAAGAAAUUCUGCAUGCAGCAGAUAGAUGAGCACCGUGAGGCAUUCGACGAAAACAAUAUUGGGGAUUUCAUCGAUGCAUACUUGGCUGAGGCAACCAAAGAACACAGCAAAGAAGAUUUCACUGACAAUCACCUAGCACAAACGUUAGUUGAUCUGUUUUCUGCUGGCACGGAAACUACGGCAACAACGCUUAGAUGGGGGUUAUUAUUUAUGGUUUUGCACCCAAAAAUACAACAAUUAGUUUUCAAUGAGAUAGAUCAGGUUGUUGGGCCAAACCGUCUUCCUAGGCUUGCGGAUCGCACAUACUUGCCUUACACAGAAGCCACACUUUGUGAGAUACAGAGACUGGGUAGUAUUACACCAAUAAUAUUACCACAUGCUGCAUUGGUAGAUUCUACACUUGGUGGUUAUGAUAUUCCAAAAGGAACAGAGAUUUCGAUAAUACUAUGGUCUAUGCACCUGGAUCCACAUGCAUGGCCCAAUCCCGACGAGUUUGAUCCCAACAGAUUCUAUGAUCAGAAGACGAAUGCACUCAAGAAAAAUGAGAAUUUCAUGCCAUUUUCUGCAGGUCGGCGUGUCUGUAUGGGUGAACAGUUGGCGAAACAUGAAUUAUUUCUAUACUUCUCAGCCAUGAUAAACCAAUUCAAGUUCAGUUUACCAGUCGGAACCAAGAAACCUAGCACUGAUGGUGUUUUCGGCUUAACAUUAGUUCCCCGUCCAUAUCAAGUUGUCAUCGAAGAAAGAAAUAUCUGA
Messenger RNA from Saccoglossus kowalevskii, 1494 nucleotides. Its product is annotated as cytochrome P450 2U1-like. Lineage: Eukaryota; Metazoa; Hemichordata; Enteropneusta; Harrimaniidae. Gene Ontology annotation, cellular component: intracellular membrane-bounded organelle; cytoplasm. The record is from RefSeq and is a predicted model, not a curated record. Gene Ontology annotation, molecular function: oxidoreductase activity, acting on paired donors, with incorporation or reduction of molecular oxygen, reduced flavin or flavoprotein as one donor, and incorporation of one atom of oxygen; steroid hydroxylase activity; heme binding. Gene Ontology annotation, biological process: xenobiotic metabolic process.